Sinocyclocheilus rhinocerous is the source of this 1103-nucleotide messenger RNA. RefSeq lists its product as uncharacterized. The transcript has 5 exons. NCBI's taxonomy places the organism in Eukaryota, Metazoa, Chordata, Actinopteri, Cypriniformes, Cyprinidae. The record is from RefSeq and is a predicted model, not a curated record. Bases 27 to 1103 code for a protein of 358 amino acids.
CGUCUUUCCAGCACGUGCAUACUAGAAUGGCGUAUGGGAAAAUACGGGAGCGUCUGAUCCUUAUACUAAGUUCUUUCACAUGCAUUACUUUAGUGCAGUGCAGUCAUGUGCUACAAUUGUCUGAAAAUGAAAAAGCAAAUGAUGGUGGUAAAUUUAUAUCAGAACAACAUAUGUUUGACCACGACCGAUAUGAGGCUUUACCUGAUUUUGAGUACCUAGGUGAUUACGCCAUUGUCUCAGGGCAAGUCAGUUCUUCUGAAGCAGCCUGGUAUGCCAUGUCUCCAAGUUUGAGGUGUGGUGAUGAUCUUAUGAAGUUGCAGCUCAGUGGUCCUGAAGUAGCACAAGUUGAGCUUUGUCGAGGUAAUGGGGCACCUGUUCCCCUCAAUGAGUUGCCACUUCACUGUGGACACACCAUACCAACUUAUGGAGGUCUUAUCUAUGCUACCCCCUAUGAUGGAUGUGGUGUUGCACAACAGGGCGGGAGUUAUGUAAUGCAGAUGCAAUGGCAGGGAAACGGUGCAGUCAUUUCUUGUCCUAUGACCUCUACAACUGCAAACGAAACCUUCCUAGGACCUCUUUCUUCAUAUCAGCAGAUUCUGCUGCCUCCCCUUUAUCCUGAUAAAUUUACUCUAACUAUGCCAGAAUUAUCUGCAACACUCAAACCUCUACCUUAUGGGUACCCUCAAGUGUUUCCACAAGAGUUUUGGCCUUACUACUACCCUCGUUACCAUUAUCCUGGCAAGGGUUAUCCCACAGCUGAGCCAGCAGAGAAACCUCCAUCAGAUGCCCAAGCACCAAACCAGAAGCCUCAAUUUCCAAAGUACCCCCAUAUGAUUUGGCCAGAUCACUACCCUCAUCAUGGCAAACCAAAGCCCAAUGAGAAACCAGUUCCCACCACCACAUCAGUUGCCCAAGCACCACCUAAGAAGCCUCAACCUCCGAAGGACCGCCAGAUAUUUUGGCUGUAUUACUACCCUGAUGACCAUUAUCUAGUCAGACCAAAGCCCACAGAGAAACCAGCACCAGCCAUCCCCACACCUCCCCCACCAGGUUCGCCCAGAAACUGCAACCCCCAACCCUGGAAGUCUAUUCCCUCAGUAUAG